AUGGAACCCAGAGACGAGUAUACGCGAAUGAGGAGGUUCAGCUUCCCGAACAGCGAGAACUUCAGAUCCAGGACCGGCGAAGCCGGGGCCGGCGGACCCCUCUUUGAGCAGCCGAGCCAUCGUAAUUUUCUUGGCGGCGAGCAGGCGCCCGAGCCGUCGGUGACGAGAAGAGUCAAAGAACGACUAAGAAGCUAUAGUAGAUGCGUCACGCCGCAGAAGCUGGUCGUCGAGGAGAAGGAGAACAAGGCGGACGCGGCGAGCCUGUCGCCGCUGCCGCCGGAGCAGGGCAAGAACUACGUCUACCAGUCGCCGCGGAACACCAUUCUGGACACGAACGAACAGAUCAAACGCAACUCGAGCGGCCGCUUCGGCAGCCUCGUCGAGUUCGCGCAGCACCAUCACAUGGACACCACGGGCAAGGUGUUCGCGCAUUGCGCAGAGACGGGAGACGUGCCGCAGCCGACGAUCGACCUGGACCUGGUGAACUCGGCCCAGCACAGCGGGAGCACCGGCGGGUCCGGCGACGCCAGCGGUUUGUAG
Messenger RNA from Torulaspora globosa, 540 nucleotides. RefSeq names its product Ics2p (gene ICS2). The transcript has a single exon. Lineage: Eukaryota; Fungi; Ascomycota; Saccharomycetes; Saccharomycetales; Saccharomycetaceae. Bases 1 to 540 code for a protein of 179 amino acids. The record is from RefSeq and is a predicted model, not a curated record.